AUGUGGCCUCCAGUUCCCUCUUCCCCUCCCCUUCGCACUCCUCUCGCUGUUACUUUCGAGGACAGUGACUCCGAGUCUGAGAUCGGCCUUCCCGACUACGAGUCCAUGUCUCCCGUCGUUGCUCGUCUUGAGAAGCUGGCUGUCAGUCACAAGAAUGACGAAGUUGAGGAUUCCUUCACUACCGAUGAUUGCACCUCCAUUGAGGAUGACACUUCUGUCGGAAGCAAGACUCUCCACGAGGACAGCACUCCUCCCGAGUCCCCCAUCGAGGCAUUCCUCCCCCGACCCGAGACACCCAAGGCUCACUGCCCCUGGGACCCUGCCGCAAAGUUCAAGUUCCGCAAUGGUCGUGUCUACACCUACGAGCAGCUUCAGGUAAUGGCGCUUGAGCUUGCUGAAGCCCGACACAAAGGAGAGUUUCCUCUUGAUGCCGAGGACAUCUCUGAUGCCCACGCCGUCGUCGAGGACUUCAACUCACUGAACUAUCUUCGCCGCAUUCGUGGUGACUUGGCUGCUCCUGCUCCUGACUCAUACAUCCAUCUUCGCGAUCAAAUUGCCCUAGGGAUCCAGCAGCGCCAUGCAAGCCGUCAACGCGAGGCUCACCAGGAAGUCACCCGUCGUGUCAACCACUACCUUCAAGCUGUCGAGGCUGAGCAGCGCUACUACAACGCUGCUAGCACUACCCUCCAGCGCCGCGGAGUUGCCCACCCUGUUCAGCAGGACUUUAUUGACCACAACGAUGACAUGUGCUCCAUGGUCGAGCAUACUAUCGAGCAGGGUAUUGCCGAUGCCACUGGACCUCUUCGUAUGAAUGUCGGUCGACUCCAAGAGCAGACUGGCGCCCUUGGCAAGUAUGCUGGUGACCUCCAACACCAGACUGGUGCUCUUCGCAAGUAUGCCGGUAAUCUUCAGCAGCAAAACAAAGCCUUUCAAGAGCAAACUCGCCUUCUUGAGCAACAAACCAUUGCCCUUCAGAAGUAUACCAGUGAUCUCCAAGAGCAUACCGGUGCUCUUCAGCAGCAGUCUGUAUGGCAAUCCAACCAGCAAGACAAGUUCUUCCAGCAGCAGCUUAGUAUUAUCGAGAAGCAGAACCAACUGUACCAACGUCGAGGCUUCUCCAGCCGCGCUGAGAGCCGCUUCUUCGACAAGCGAACCGGAGCUCUCAAGAAGCACACUGGCGCCCUUGAACAGCAAAACCAAGCCAUGCGACAGAACCUUGAGUACCACAAUGCCUCUCUCACUCAGCUGCACGGCGUCAUCGGGUCUGAGAUGAAGAACAACAGGGCAACUGCCCACAACCUCGCCUCGGCCAACCAGCUCGUCAACAACCUGGCAGAGGAGUUCCCCAAGGCCAUCAAGAAGGCUCUUGACGAGGCUGCCCAGAAGCAAGCUGAUGAGCUUCUUGAACGGAUCACUCGAGUCGUCCGCGAAGAAGCCCUUGCUCUCCCCAACACUGACACCGCUCUUCAGGCUGAGAAGGUUGGACAGAAGAAGAAGUUCGUCGAGGGAUCUGAUGGAAUCGAACGAAGCGAGCGAUCUUCGCUCUACCGCAUGGUUUGCAAGUUCAAGCGCCGCCGCAUUUCGCGUGAUUGA
Molecule: messenger RNA, 1593 nt
Organism: Fusarium sp. VM40
Lineage: Eukaryota; Fungi; Ascomycota; Sordariomycetes; Hypocreales; Nectriaceae
Source: the annotation of a GenBank genome assembly